GCUCUCCUCCUGGCUCCCCCCCAAAACAAGAGAGCAAAGCAAAUGGCCCGGGUUCCCCCCCAAUGCCUGACCUGUGUUUGCAGGAGGAGAGCAGGAGAGGGAGCGCGCAUUCUGGAGCAGGCUCCUCUGACUCCGACCACAGGCUGUUUUGUGCAGGCUGUCCCUCUCCUUCGAAAUCAAGCAUCCCCUCCCCGAAGCAGCAGGCAGCGUGCCUCCAUUCGGCCACAUUUGGUAUGCAUGAGCACGGCUGCAGGGAGAGGGGAGGUGGCUUUCUUAAGAAGGUUCAGGGGCUCAGGAAACGCCACUUGACUAGACUCCCAAGUUCCAGGAAGCCUCUGCCCUAAUGGAAUUUGCAGGUGUGGAGAUGACCAUGGGAUGCCAGGGCCGUGGGGGACCGUUUAUUUUCUAGGCACUGCCCAGAUUUGCAGUUUCUUGUCUUCCCGGUGGAAUUUGGAAGGGGUCAUGAAUCAGACUGAUGCUUCUCGACCCCUAAAUUGGACCAUCCGGAAGCUAUGCCACGCAGCCUUUCUCCCAUCUGUCAGACUUCUCAAGGCUCAGAAAUCCUGGAUUGAAAGAGCAUUUUAUAAAAGAGAAUGUGUUCACAUCAUACCCAGCACCAAAGACCCCCAUAGGUGUUGCUGUGGACGCCUCAUAGGCCAGCAUGUCGGACUCACUCCCAGUAUCUCUGUGCUUCAAAAUGAGAAAAAUGAGAGUCGCCUCUCCCGGAAUGACAUCCAGUCUGAGAAGUGGUCUAUCAGCAAACACACUCAGCUCAGCCCAACAGACGCUUUUGGGACCAUUGAGUUCCAAGGAGGUGGCCAUUCCAACAAAGCUAUGUAUGUCCGAGUAUCUUUUGAUACGAAACCUGAUCUCUUGCUACACCUGAUGACCAAGGAAUGGCAACUGGAACUUCCCAAACUUCUCAUCUCCGUGCACGGAGGGCUGCAGAACUUUGAACUCCAGCCCAAACUCAAGCAAGUCUUCGGGAAGGGGCUCAUCAAAGCAGCCAUGACAACUGGAGCCUGGAUCUUCACUGGAGGGGUCAACACAGGUGUCAUUCGUCAUGUUGGGGAUGCCUUGAAAGACCAUGCAUCUAAGUCUCGAGGGAAGAUAUGUACCAUAGGUAUCGCCCCCUGGGGAAUUGUGGAAAACCAGGAAGACCUGAUUGGAAGAGAUGUAGUCCGACCAUACCAGACCAUGUCCAAUCCUAUGAGCAAGCUCACCGUUCUCAAUAGCAUGCACUCCCACUUCAUCCUGGCUGACAAUGGGACCACGGGGAAAUACGGAGCAGAGGUGAAACUCCGAAGACAACUGGAAAAGCACAUUUCACUCCAGAAGAUAAACACAAGAUGCCUGCCGUUUUUCUCUCUUGACUCCCGCUUGUUUUAUUCAUUUUGGGGUAGUUGCCAAUUAGACCCAAUUGGAAUCGGUCAAGGGGUUCCAGUGGUGGCUCUCAUCGUGGAAGGAGGACCCAAUGUGAUCUCAAUUGUUUUGGAAUACCUUCGAGACACCCCUCCUGUACCAGUCGUGGUCUGUGAUGGGAGUGGACGGGCAUCCGACAUCCUGGCAUUUGGGCAUAAAUAUUCAGAAGAAGGCGGACUUAUCAAUGAAUCUUUGAGGGACCAGCUGUUGGUGACAAUACAGAAGACCUUCACCUACACUCGAACCCAAGCUCAGCACCUGUUCAUAAUCCUCAUGGAAUGCAUGAAGAAGAAGGAACUGAUCACAGUGUUUCGAAUGGGAUCAGAAGGCCACCAGGACAUUGAUUUAGCUAUCCUGACAGCAUUACUCAAAGGCGCCAAUGCAUCCGCCCCAGACCAACUGAGCUUAGCUUUAGCCUGGAACAGAGUUGACAUCGCUCGCAGCCAGAUCUUUAUUUACGGGCAGCAGUGGCCGGUAGGGUCCCUGGAGCAAGCCAUGCUGGAUGCCCUAGUCCUGGACAGAGUGGAUUUUGUGAAAUUACUCAUAGAAAAUGGAGUAAGCAUGCACCGUUUUCUCACCAUCUCCAGACUAGAGGAACUGUACAAUACGAGACAUGGGCCCUCAAAUACAUUGUACCACUUGGUCAGGGAUGUCAAAAAGCGAGAGUAUCCAGGUUUCGGUUGGAUCUAUUUUAAGGGAAACCUGCCCCCGGACUACAGAAUCAGCCUGAUAGACAUUGGCCUGGUGAUCGAGUACCUGAUGGGCGGGGCUUACCGCUGCAACUACACGCGCAAGCGCUUUCGGACCCUCUACCACAAUCUCUUUGGCCCCAAAAGGCCCAAAGCCUUGAAACUGCUGGGAAUGGAGGAUGAUAUUCCCUUGAGGAGAGGACGGAAAACAACUAAGAAACGUGAGGAAGAGGUGGACAUCGACUUGGAUGACCCUGAGAUCAACCACUUUCCAUUCCCCUUCCAUGAGCUGAUGGUGUGGGCCGUCCUCAUGAAGAGACAGAAGAUGGCCCUGUUCUUCUGGCAACACGGAGAGGAGGCCAUGGCCAAAGCCCUGGUGGCCUGCAAGCUCUGCAAGGCCAUGGCUCACGAGGCUUCUGAGAAUGACAUGGUUGAUGACAUUUCCCAGGAGCUGAACCACAACUCCAGGGACUUUGGCCAGCUGGCUGUGGAGCUCCUGGACCAGUCCUACAAACAGGAUGAGCAGCUGGCCAUGAAGCUGCUGACGUAUGAGCUGAAGAACUGGAGUAAUGCCACAUGCCUGCAGCUGGCUGUGGCUGCCAAGCACCGUGACUUCAUUGCACACACGUGCAGCCAGAUGUUACUUACGGACAUGUGGAUGGGACGGCUCCGGAUGAGAAAGAACUCAGGCCUCAAGGUAAUUCUGGGAAUUCUACUUCCUCCUUCAAUUCUCAGCUUGGAGUUCAAGAACAAAGAUGACAUGCCCUAUAUGACUCAGGCCCAGGAGAUUCAUCUCCAAGAGAAGGAGCCGGAGGAGCCAGAGAAGCCCACAAAGGAAAAAGAUGAAGAGGACAUGGAGCUAACAGCAAUGUUGGGGCGAAGCAAUGGGGAAUCAUCCAGAAAGAAAGAUGAAGAAGAAGUUCAAAGCAGGCACCGGCUAAUCCCCGUGGGCCGAAAGAUCUAUGAGUUCUACAACGCGCCCAUCGUGAAGUUCUGGUUCUACACUCUGGCGUAUAUUGGAUACCUGAUGCUCUUCAACUACAUCGUGUUGGUGAAGAUGGAGCGCUGGCCUUCCACUCAGGAAUGGAUUGUCAUCUCCUACAUUUUCACUCUGGGAAUAGAGAAGAUGAGAGAGAUCCUGAUGUCGGAGCCGGGCAAGCUGCUGCAGAAGGUGAAGGUGUGGCUUCAGGAGUACUGGAACGUCACAGACCUCAUCGCCAUCCUUCUCUUCUCGGUGGGAAUGAUCCUUCGUCUUCAAGACCAGCCCUUCAGGAGUGACGGGAGGGUCAUCUACUGUGUGAACAUCAUUUAUUGGUAUAUCCGUUUGCUAGACAUCUUCGGCGUGAACAAGUAUCUGGGCCCAUAUGUGAUGAUGAUUGGGAAAAUGAUGAUAGACAUGAUGUACUUUGUCAUCAUUAUGCUGGUGGUGCUGAUGAGCUUUGGGGUCGCCAGGCAAGCCAUUCUCUUUCCCAAUGAGGAGCCAUCUUGGAAACUGGCCAAGAAUAUCUUCUACAUGCCUUAUUGGAUGAUUUAUGGGGAAGUGUUUGCUGACCAGAUAGACCGUAAGCAAGUUUAUGAUUCUCAUACACCAAAGUCAGCUCCCUGUGGACAGAAUGAGACCCGAGAGGAUGGCAAGACAAUCCAGCUGCCCCCAUGCAAGACAGGAGCAUGGAUUGUCCCGGCCAUCAUGGCCUGCUACCUCUUGGUGGCGAACAUCCUUCUGGUCAACCUCCUUAUUGCUGUCUUCAACAAUACAUUUUUUGAGGUCAAGUCGAUAUCCAACCAAGUAUGGAAAUUUCAGAGGUACCAGCUCAUCAUGACUUUCCACGAAAGGCCGGUUCUGCCCCCACCGCUCAUCAUCUUCAGUCACAUGACCAUGAUCUUCCAGCAUGUGUGCUGCCGGUGGAGAAAGCAUGAGAGUGACCAAGACGAAAGGGACUACGGCCUGAAACUCUUCAUAACUGAUGAUGAGCUCAAGAAAGUACACGAUUUUGAAGAGCAGUGCAUAGAGGAAUAUUUCCGAGAGAAGGAUGAUCGCUUCAAUUCGUCCAACGAUGAGAGGAUACGUGUUACAUCAGAAAGGGUGGAGAACAUGUCCAUGAGGCUGGAGGAAGUUAAUGAGAGAGAACAUUCCAUGAAGGCUUCACUCCAGACCGUGGACAUCCGGCUAGCACAGCUGGAGGACCUCAUCGGGCGCAUGGCCACCGCCCUGGAGCGCCUGACUGGUCUGGAGCGGGCAGAGUCUAACAAAAUCCGCUCAAGGACCUCCUCAGACUGCACAGAUGCAGCCUACAUCGUCCGCCAGAGCAGCUUCAACAGCCAGGAAGGGAACACCUUCAAACUUCAAGAGAGUAUAGACCCUGCAGGUGAGGAGACCAUGUCCCCAACUUCUCCAACCUUAAUGCCCCGUAUGCGAAGCCAUUCUUUCUAUUCAGUCAAUGUGAAAGACAAAGGAGGUAUAGAAAAGUUGGAAAGCAUUUUCAAAGAAAGGUCCCUGAGCUUACACCGAGCUACUAGCUCCCACUCAGUAGCAAAAGAACCCAAAGCUCCUGCAGCCCCUGCAAACACCUUGACCAUUGUUCCUGACUCCAGAAGACCAUCAUCUUGCAUAGACAUCUAUGUCUCUGCCAUGGACGAGCUCCAGUGUGAUAUAGAGCCUCUGGAUCAUUCCAUGAACAUCCUUGGGCUGGGCGAGCCAAGCUUUUCAGCUCUAGCACCUUCCACAGCCCCGUCAAGUAGUGCCUAUGCAACGCUCGCACCUACAGACCGACCUCCCAGUAGGAGCAUUGAUUUUGAAGACCUCACCUCCAUGGACACUAGAUCUUUUUCUUCAGACUAUACCCACCUCCCAGAAUGCCAAAACCCCUGGGACACAGACCCUCCAACGUACCAUACCAUCGAGCGUUCCAAGAGUAGCCGCUACCUAGCCACCACGCCCUUUCUUCUGGAAGAGGCCCCCAUUGUAAAAUCCCAUAGCUUUAUGUUUUCUCCUUCAAGGAGCUACUACGCCAACUUUGGGGUGCCCGUGAAAACGGCAGAAUACACAAGUAUUACAGACUGUAUCGACACAAGAUGUGUCAAUGCCCCCCAAGCAAUAGCUGACCGAGCCACCUUCCCUGGAGGUCUCGGAGACAAAGUGGAAGAUUUAUCUUGUUGCCACCCUGAGCGAGAAGCAGAGCUGAGCCAUCCUAGCUCUGACAGUGAGGAAAAUGAGGCCAGAGGCCAGAGAGCUGCCAAUCCGAUAUCCUCUCAGGAGGCUGAAAAUGCAGACAGAACCCUAUCCAACAACAUCACGGUUCCCAAGAUAGAGCGCGCCAACAGUUACUCGGCGGAGGAGCCAAACGUGCCAUAUGCACAUACCAGAAAGAGCUUCUCCAUCAGUGACAAGCUUGAUAGACAGAGGAAUACGGCGAGCCUCCGAAACCCCUUCCAGAGAAGUAAGUCCUCCAAGCCGGAAGGCCGAGGGGACAGCCUAUCCAUGAGGAGACUGUCUAGAACAUCGGCCUUUCAUAGCUUUGAAAGCAAGCACAACUAAACCGGCUUACCGUGUGUUGCAGGAGGCUCGAGAAUCCAGCACUAAAAUUCUUCCCAAUGCCCACCACCAUGUUCCCCCUUCCUUGAGUUAGACCUGCUUUAUUCUUAGCUGAGCAAAACAAUGGGAGACAUUAACUCAAAGGUAACCUCUGGGCCACAGGUCAAGCAAGCAUUCCAUCUGGUCCAGUACAAUACACAGGGGUUAAAGCAUGUUCCUAUCUGUUGGGCAGGGAGGGGUAAAGACAACAGACAGGGGCUAGAGAUGAAUGGGUGUCACCAGGCACCAGAGAAAGUCAUGAACUCUGGGGAGCCAAUGGGCUUCAGCACUCUCCAUGCCAACAGGCAUCAUGGGAUUUUGGCCCUGUUAUCAAGAGUCGAGGGCUAAAUUGCAAAAUGAAAUAAGAGUAGGCAGCGUACAAGAUGAGAUAUUCUAAACUUCCGUUCUGUUUUCUUUUCACAUUGGUUCCAUCACUGGUGACUGAUGAAGAACAUCCUUUUUAUUCAGUAUAAGCCGGCAGCAAGCAGUUCUACCUAACGUCCCACAUCCUUCUCAUGCCAACACCUCUGUAAUUGGUCAUUAUAAAGAAAACCAAGGUAACAGUCAUAUAUACAGUUCACCUGUCUCUUAUCUAUUCACCUCUGGUGCCACAACUGUUUAUCUCUUUAGAAGAAAAUAAGGGAACAGAAAAAAAAAUGCCUUUUUUUUGUCUUGUGAUCAAAAUGAAAGAAGAAUUGAUGUUGAAAGCAAAAGUCAUAUGAUUUAUAAUAUACCACGGGCAAUCAAGUAUAGUCAAGGAAGCUCAGGAUGAAUGUACUCAGAUACUUUUAUAUUUGUAAGUUAUUUUGUAUCUCACCUGUCAUCCAAGAAUUCACCUGUCAAAUGUGUAAUAUUGAACUUUAAGGAAAAGGUGGGAAGAUCUAACAUUAAAUUGCCAGUGGGAUGUUGUCAUAGUCUCACCGUUCAUAGUGUGUGACGCUGCUGUGUGGGCCUUCAUCAUCUGCAUGUCUCCACUAUGUCCUCCAGACACCUCCAAGAUGUAACUGCCAAAUUUCCAUACUGCUCAUCACGUGACCAUUUUGUAUUUGAACACAUGGUUAUAUGUGGAUAUUUUCAUACCUAGAGUUUUAGCCAUCUAAUCUGGGCUCAGCAUAAAUUUAAUCAGAGUUUUUCAAGGGCUGGUAUCUUUUUUAUGGAAAUGUUCCAAAGUACUUUUUAAGGAAGUUUAAAAACCAUAAAUAACCUUAGAUUUGACUAGGGGCUUGAUAGCAACCCAAACCCAUCAGUUGCAGGUAGGCCAUGAAUGUUUCUUAUUUACAAAGCUAUAAAAAAGAUACAGUAGGGCCAAAAUAGAAAGCAAAUUUACCAUAUACAGAAUUCUAUAGUUUAUGCUGCUUACAUAUACAUCCACAUACAGACUCAUGUUUAUAUACAGUAUAUAUACAGACACAUAAAGAUUUCUUAAAAGGCUUUGACUUUCUGUCAUCUGACGGUAUACUAUUUUUUAGUGUCCAAGAAGUUUCUCUGGAAAAAGUUUAUUGUGCUAUUGGAUCCACUGUUGAAAUUGUAAUUUUCAAAAGAAAAAUAUCUCUGGUCUUCACCUGUCUUUUCACUGAACAAGAACUGUCAAAAUGGUCUCCUCCCUCCCUCCCCCCCAUGGGAUCCUUCAUGAGAUCCUUGUCAUGAGAUCCUUCACUCUGGUUGCUCUGACACAAAGCUAUUACCACCAAAUACAAUCUGAAUAGAUGAGUGCUUCUAAGCCAGUUUGUAUUACACCAUCUAGAAUGGAGGCAUAUGUUUCUAGAAUAGAACCUGGACUUGAAGGGGAAUAAAGAAAUCUUGACCACAGAACUUUGGAUUCCUAUUUAGAUCAUUGAACACAAAGUCUUUAAGAAAAAUGGUUUGGGGCCAGGAAUAGUGGUAAUGUUCACUGUGUGUGAUUCUGGGCACUUGGGAAAAAAAGGAGGAAAAUGAGGAAGUGAGAGUCAACCUCUGGUACAUAGCAAGUUCAAGGCCA
Messenger RNA from Mus caroli (Ryukyu mouse), 7660 nucleotides. It is a transcript of the gene Trpm3, whose product is annotated as transient receptor potential cation channel subfamily M member 3. The record is from RefSeq and is a predicted model, not a curated record. Gene Ontology annotation, molecular function: monoatomic cation channel activity. Gene Ontology annotation, cellular component: plasma membrane. Lineage: Eukaryota; Metazoa; Chordata; Mammalia; Rodentia; Muridae. Gene Ontology annotation, biological process: metal ion transport; protein tetramerization; monoatomic cation transmembrane transport.